Molecule: messenger RNA, 2148 nt
Organism: Quercus robur (English oak)
Lineage: Eukaryota; Viridiplantae; Streptophyta; Magnoliopsida; Fagales; Fagaceae
Exons: 6
Coding region: 1-2148 (715 amino acids)
Molecular function (GO): nucleic acid binding; RNA-DNA hybrid ribonuclease activity
Source: RefSeq, a predicted model, not a curated record
AUGUGGAAGUUAGAGAUUUCAAAGCUUUUGGGUAAGGAAGAGCAAAUGUGGAAACAACGAUCUCGAGCUCUAUGGUUGCAAGAGGGUGAUAACAAUACAAAGUUUUUCCAUAGUAGAGCGUCUCAUCAGUUUAGAAGGAAUUGUAUUGACACUCUUGAAGAUCCGAGUGGGGAGGAUGGAGGAGGUGUGCCUUGCUCUGUAACGGAGGAGAUGAAUGAAGUGCUAAAUGGGGAGUAUACUAAGGAAGAGGUGGUCACAGCUCUGAAUCAAAUGGAACCUUUGAAGUCCCCAGGUCCGGAUGGUCUUCCUCCUCUUUUCUUCCAGCACUAUUGGCCGUCAAUGGGCGCAGAUGUGACUGAAGCGGUGAUCGCAAACAGGCUUAAAGGGGUAUUACCCUUGAUUAUUUCAGAAUCUCAAAGUGCUUUCCAAUCGGACAAAGCAAUUUCCGAUAACAUCCUUGUAGCUUUCGAGACUUUGCACCAUAUGAAGAACCAAAAAUCAAAAAAAGGGGGUUUUAUGGCAUUGAAGCUUGAUAUGAGUAAGGCUUACGAUAGGGUGGAGUGGAGUUUCUUGGAGGUCACUAUGUUGAAGAUGGGUUUUGAUGCGCGAUGGGUGGCCUUGAUAUUGAGUUGUAUAAAUUCAGCUUCUUAUUCAAUCCUUGUGAAUGGAGUUCCUAAGGGUGACAUCCGGCCAUUGAGGGGCAGCAGGUUCGAAGCUAUCAGGGGUUUCUCUCUUUACAAAAAUGGCCCAAAAAUUUCCCAUUUGUUCUUUGCGGAUGACACCGUCCUCUUUUGUCAAGCUACUAAGAGGGAUUUGGAUGUUAUCCAAAGUAUUUUGGUGUUGUAUGAGAAAGCCUCUGGCCAAAAGCUAAACAGAGAAAAAACUUCUGUGUUCUUUAGCAAGGCUACUCCGACUGAGAGGAAGAUUGAGAUAAUUAAUGAGUUGGGAGUAAGUGAAGUGCGGGAGUAUGAGAAGUACCUUGGUCUUCCGGCGGUGGUGGGAAGGAAUAAAAAGGCGAGCCUAAAUUUCAUUAAGGAGAGAGUUUGGAAUAAGCUUCAAGGUUGGAAGGAAAAGCUUCUCUCACAAGCGGGAAGGGAGGUGCUCCUAAAGGCGGUAGUCCAAGCUAUACCCACCUUUGCGAUGGGUUGCUUCAAGCUCCCAUCUGGACUACUUCAUGACAUAGAAAUGAUGAUAAGGAAAUUUUGGUGGGGCCAACGGGGUGAUCAACUUGCAAAUCUGUUGGAGCCGGGUGGAGGGGGCUGGAAUGAGCAACUAGUAGAUGACAUCUUCCUGCCUUUUGAAGCCCAAAGAAUCAAGAGUAUUCCCCUGUGUGUCACGGUUCAAGAGGACUGCCUCUCUUGGCCGAGGUGCAGGUCAGGAUCCUACUCCGUAAAAUCCGGCUAUCAGUUGUUGUGCGAGACUGAGAUGAACUCCCUGCCUUCCAGCUCAGAUUCAGAGGUGUUUAAACGUUUCUGGAAGGAUAUUUGGCGGUUGAAAGUGCCAAACAAGGUGAAGGUAUUUCUAUGGCGAGCUUGCUCAAGAGCUCUCCCAACGAAGGUUAAUCUCCAAAAAAGAAGGGUGGUGGAUAACUCGACGUGUGACCAAUGUGGAUGUAUGACUAAAGAUGAGUUUCACGCUUUAUGGGACUGUGAGAUGGUUCGUGAGGCGUGGGCGCCAGCUUUUGGGGAGGUGAGGAGAAAGGGCCUGAGUCUUAAAGUUAUGAGCGACCUUGAAGCUGGUAUUGGAGUGGUCAUUCGCAACAAUGAAGGGCAGGUGCUGGUGGUGCUAUCGGAGAAGGUGCAGAUGCCAGUUACAGUGGAAGUUCUUGAGAUGUUGGCGGCUAGGAAAGCUGCUAUGUUUGCCAGGGACCUCGGUUUCAGCCAGGUGUGUUUUGAAGGCGACGCUGAACUAGUGGUAAAGUGCUUACAUUUGGGUAUGGUUUCAAAUGCACUGGUUGGCCAUUUGGUAAAAGACUUCAUGUCUAUAGGGAGGCACUUUCAGUCCUCUAAUGUCAUCCAUGUCAGGCGGCAAGGCAACAAUGUUGCCCAUGCUUUAGCUAGGGAUUCUAAAUUUUCUUUUCCUUUAAGGGUUUGGACGGAGGAAGUUCCUCCAAAUAUUUCUUGCUUUGUUGUAAGAGAUUUGCCUUAG